ACGCAAGAUGAUGGUACAGCGUUCAUUGACAAUGCAUUCGAUUAUCCCUUGGCCCACUCUUUUGUGCUUUUCAAGCAAGUUGAAAACAAUGUAGCUGAAGUUUGGGAAUUCCAACAACUAUCAAAUGAAUCAUCAAAUUUAUUUUCAGGAUCAUGUGCGGUGUCUAAUGACGCUCAAUCUUCAUCGUAUACCGCUUCUAAAAAUUCAAUGCGGAAGAAAAAAGUUUAUGCAGAGACUAUUGGAAUUGCGCAUAAAGCAAUUAAUAUUGCUAUUGAAAAAAAUGACCCACAAGUUCUUAAGUUUUUGAAAGGAUAUAUUCUUCAAAAUGAACAUUCUCUUGUUGAGAACACAACCAUUGUAUGCUCCUCUAGUUCUAGGACAAGUAUACUGGAGGAACGUUCCGAACCUAAUACCAUUCUUGGGAAACCACAAGUUAAAGUUUCCAAUCCUAUAAAAAAGAAUCAAACGUCAAAAGUUCAAGGGAAACGACCUAAAUUGACACGUGGUCUUGGCACUAAUACAUGUGGCGAAUGUGGUGAUAAGGGUCAUAACCAUAGGUGGCAUGCCAAAUGCGAAAAUAAGGUCUGUGGUUCGACAAUUACGUGUGAAUUGUGUGGUGGGUGUGGUUAUAAUAAAAAGUUGCAUGAAAAUGAUUCCAUAGGGAUAAAUGAAUUAGAUUAUAGUAUUAAUGACGAAAAUGAAUGGGCAGACUCAAAUAGUUCAAAAUCAGAAGAAAUUGAGAUGGACAUUAA
Messenger RNA from Racocetra fulgida, 752 nucleotides. NCBI's taxonomy places the organism in Eukaryota, Fungi, Glomeromycota, Glomeromycetes, Diversisporales, Gigasporaceae. The record is from the annotation of a GenBank genome assembly.